This is a messenger RNA of Prorocentrum cordatum, 478 nucleotides long. The record is from the annotation of a GenBank genome assembly. NCBI's taxonomy places the organism in Eukaryota, Dinophyceae, Prorocentrales, Prorocentraceae.
GCUUGGGUUCGGGCUUGGGCUGGGGCUGUCGCCGCUGGCAGGCCUCGGCCGCGGGGGCCCGCUGGGCCAGAGGCCCCCGAGGCUCUCGCCGGAGGCCGCUGCGGAGGCGCUCCGCGAGGUGGACGUCUCGCUGGGGUUAGGGCUGGAGGAGUGGAGCAAGCUCGAGGCGGGGGGCGGGGAGGCCGUCGGGUCCGCGCUGGAGGGCACCCUCGCCGACCUCUCGAUCGCCAUGAGGUCCGUGACCGACGACGACUCCGACCCCAGACUGCGGUUGCAGAUGGAGGUCGUGGAGGAGGCGCGGUCCCGGGCGGACGCGCUCGCGAGCGCGGCGGCAUCCUGCGGAGAGGGCGCCGGAGGAGCAGCCCCGGGCCCGCGGGGUGCGGCGGGGUGCGGCGCGCGGCUCCUGCGGGAGUGCCGGGAGGCCGUGGUCGCGCUGAGGGAGGAGGUGAAGAGGUUCAAAGAGAUGGCAGAGGUGUGA